Messenger RNA from Benincasa hispida (wax gourd), 990 nucleotides. The record is from RefSeq and is a predicted model, not a curated record. Lineage: Eukaryota; Viridiplantae; Streptophyta; Magnoliopsida; Cucurbitales; Cucurbitaceae.
AUGUGCGUGGACAAUGAGGAGGUGAAUUUUAAUGUGCUCAACGCAUUAAAAUUCCCAGAUAGUGAAGAUUGUCAACUAAACAGUAUUGAGUUUCUUGAAGAAGAGACUCAUGUAUAUGAGGUCCUCGCAUUGGAGAAGAACCGGAAAGAAUCAGAGCCGCCAAGUCUGAGUGAGCGACGGACAAAACCAAUGCGUCCAUCACUUGAAGAACCACCAGAACUCGAGUUGAAACAGUUACCUGGACACUUGAAAUAUGCGUUCCUUGGAAUCAACAACACUUUACCUGUGAUCAUUUCCACAAAUCUCAUAGAGCUUAAUGAGCAAUCUCUCUUGCAGAUGCUAAAAAAGCACAAGUGUGCAAUAGGCUGGACACAUGCGGAUAUCCGUGGCAUUAGUCCAUCUUAUUGCAUGCAUAAGAUUAGGUUGGAAGAAGGGAAAUCGGGGUCAAUCGAGCCUCAAAGAAGGUUGAACCCCAUAAUGAAAGAAGUGGUUAAGAAAGAAAUUCUAAAAUGGUUGGACGCGGGAGUAAUUUAUCCUAUAUUCGACAGUAGCUGGGUAAGUCCAGUCCAAUGCGUUCUUAAGAAAGGGGGAACGACCAUGAUAGUCAACAACAAUAAUGAACUCAUACCCUCGAGGACUGUCACGGGUUGGUGUGUCUGUAUGGAUUAUAGGAAACUCAACACAACAACUAAGAUAGACCACUUCCCCUUUCCUUUCAUCGAUCAAAUGCUUGACAGACUUGCGGGCAAAGGAUUUUAUUGCUUUCUCGAUGGAUACUCUGGUUACAACGAUUCUGAUAGAUCCAGAAGAUUAGGACAAGACUACAUUUACUUGUCCCUUUGGAACUUUGCAUUCAGACGCAUGCCCUUUGGGCUGUGUAACGAACCUGGGACAUUUCAAAGAUGUAUGAUGGCUAUCUUCUCUGACUUCCUAGAAAAGACCGUUGAAGUCUUCAUGGACGACUUUUCAGUCUUUGGAGACUCAUUCUAG